AUGAGUGCUGCGAGCAACCCAGCCAGCUCUGCGGCUGAGCAAGGAGCAGCACGAGGGAAGAUCGAGAAUGAAGAGCCAGCAGAGAAAGUCAAAAAGCAGCAAGUGAUCCUUGUUGCCUACCUGAUUGCAACCCUAGACCUGAUCUUCCUGUUUAUGCAGCUGGGAGUCAUGCCAUACUUGGCAAAGAGCCUAGGUUUGGACUCGGUGGGGUUUGGCUACCUCCAGACAACCUUUGGUGUCCUUCAGCUCGUGGGAGGUCCCAUUUUUGGAAGAUUUGCUGACCAGUUUGGUGCCCGAACUGCCUUGAUGCUUUCCUGUGUGUCCGGAAGCGCCUUCUUCCUGUUGGCAUCCAUCUCCACCAGCAUCCCUCUCCUCUUCCUCUCCCGGCUGCCAGCAGUGUUCAUGCAUGGGUUACCAGGUACUCAGAAGGUUAUUACAGAUCUGACUAUUCCUUCUCAACGUGCUGAUGCGUUGGGGAAGUUGGGCCUUUGCUUCGGAGUAGGAAUUAUCGUUGGCUCUGCAGUGGGAGGUGUCCUCUCCACCAAAUUCGGCAUUUUUGUUCCUAUAUAUGUUGGGCUGGUAGGAAGCCUCGUAAACAUUGUGAUAGUAAUGGUCUGGAUCCCUUCACAAGCUGAACUGCAGUCAGAACACCCUGUGACGGCACGCAGCCCAUCGCAGUCUGGCAGCGUGUUUAGCCUCCGAGAAAUCCUACGCCUGAUGAAGUUUCCGGGAGUAAUGGAAGUCUUCAUAGUCAAGGUCUUUGCUGGACUUCCCAUAGGUUUGUUCCUGAUUAUGUUUUCCAUCAUCUCUAUGGAUUUCUUUGGCUUGGAAGCAGUGCAGUCUGGAUACCUGAUGUCAUAUUUUGGUGUCCUUCAAAUGGUUGUCCAGGGCCUCGUCAUUGGAAAACUAACAAGCCUCUGCACGGAGAGGACCCUGCUGCGGCUCAGCGUCCUCGUCUUCGCGGGAGUGGGCCUGGGCAUGGCCCUGAUGAGGAACGUGCUGCAUUACUGCAUCGUCGCGGUGCCGCUGGUGUUCGCCUUCAGCACGCUGACCACCAUCACGGACAGCAUCCUCACCAAGUCCGUCCCCGCUUCCGACACUGGCACCAUGCUGGGAAUCUGCGCUUCGGUUCAGCCCUUGACCCGGACGGUGGGGCCAGCCAUCGGCGGCGUUUUGUACAAGCAAUUCGGAGUCUCCUCCUUUGGGUAUUUGCAAUUAAUUGUCAACAUAGGCUUGUUUGUGUACCUUUUAAAGAGUAACAUCCCGCUGAAAGAGAGAAAAGGCCUGUAACUCAGCCACAAGAAAGUCACUCCCUUACUUUUUCCAUUGAAGUAAUAAUUUUUUUAAAAAAACGUCGUGUUCGAGAUUUCCUUUUG
Molecule: messenger RNA, 1376 nt
Organism: Rhea pennata
Lineage: Eukaryota; Metazoa; Chordata; Aves; Rheiformes; Rheidae
Gene: SLC67A1
Product: solute carrier family 22 member 18
Exons: 10
Coding region: 1-1290 (429 amino acids)
Biological process (GO): transmembrane transport
Cellular component (GO): nuclear envelope
Molecular function (GO): transmembrane transporter activity
Source: RefSeq, a predicted model, not a curated record